Molecule: messenger RNA, 3130 nt
Organism: Folsomia candida
Lineage: Eukaryota; Metazoa; Arthropoda; Collembola; Entomobryomorpha; Isotomidae
Exons: 4
Coding region: 1668-2954 (428 amino acids)
Source: RefSeq, a predicted model, not a curated record
CUCAGUCAUCGUCCAAUACAAUUUGUAACGCUCGUACUUUACCCUUUGUCAAAAAUCUCUGAAAUCAUUCUAGCCUCGAAAGAUUUUAAGCGAUCCCGUAUGACAAUUGGGUCACCCCGUUCCAGAGUCUUAAAUUCUGCUGAUACUCAAUAUACCAAAUUACGACUUACAAUUUCCUGUUUCGAAUAAGGACUCUAUGAACUGAACCUUCAUCAGGUCAGUUAAUCACAUUAUUGUUCACAUUUUGCAUUAUCUCUCCAGCUUCCGCUCUGACAAGUCUCAUGUUAUUAGACGGACAACAAAUCCGUCAUGUUUUCCAAUAAAUUUCCGACAAUAUUAUUGUGCCUUCUUUCUUGCUGUCUAAUAACUACGCCAACUUUCUUGAGUAUGUAACGCAUCAUCAACGUUGAAUUUACAUACACACUUAACACGGCGUGAUAAAUCCAUUAUAUAACUGUGUGUAGGUUUAAAUGGACAAAACCUUUGGGCCUGGAAGCAAGCAAUUUUAGGUGGCCGACCAGCAGGUCUUGGUGGUGGUGGUGGACUUUCCUUCAGACCUGCCUUUGUUACUCUUUUCGCAAACCUCACGGCUAGACCCGUCAAUUCGACGACGACGACACGGCCAACAAGCGCAAUUACGACGGCAACCACUCGACCAACGACGGCUGCCGCUGCUACUACGGCGACUGUUACGACGACUAUCACGACGAGACCACCUACCACGACGGUAGCAGUCACUACUACACGACCAACCACUUUAAAUCCCCUACAAAUAUACCCCGGUUACCCCGUCCCUCAAUAUCCUGGGUAUCCUCCACCCUACUACCCUGGGCUAAGUCACCUGAAUCACCUAAGCCACCCUGGGCUGUUUCCUGCGAUGCUACCUGCAUAUCCUCCAGGAUUGUAUGGUCAAGGUGGCAUUGGCACUUCUGCUGCGGCAGCGGCUGGUCCAGUGGGAGGAGUCGGAGGUCAGGUCGCAUUUCCAGCAGGGGGUGGACAGGUAUUAGUUGGGGGAGGACUGGGAGGUGGACAGGUAUUAGUUGGCGGAGGAGUGGGGGGUGUACAGUUACCUUCACAGUUACCUCAAACGGCACCAAUCUAUUUUCCUGGCCCUGUGCGCCCUGCUGUCAGACCUCCCUCCCUCCUGCAAAUAUUACAACAGCGACCACUUCUACUAGGGAAGUAGAACAAUUCUAUAAGCAGCUUGAUGCCUGAGCCUUAUUCAUGUAUUCUAAGGUAGGGCUGCUUAGCUAAUGUAUAUACGUACGAUUAAAUGAGGAAAUAAAAAUAUGGAACAUUUAUUCUCAAAUUACGUAAAAAAAACUGGAGAAGUAGUGAAAGCAACCCCGUGAAGUUUCAUUAUUUACUACAUCCUAUCAUCAUUGGCGUUAUUACUAUCUUCCAUUUGCCAAAUUGGCUCAUCAACGUCCAUCUCAUUUUCUGCGAUGUCUCUGAAUUGUUCACAUUCCUUCUCGGCUGACAUUCACACUAUUGUGUGAAACUUGCAUUUUUGUUUAAGGUGUGCGAAACAAACAUCCAUCCAUCCAUCAUUCGGCUUCCUGCGAAAAUCCUUAUGUAUUGAUUACACAACACAUAUUUUAAACUAUUUUUACUUUUGCGAAAAACAGCGUCAGUUGUCUAUUCAAGCCCAUUCAGACCCAUUCACAAUGGAUCGUUCUCCAGACCUAUAUAUUUUUUUGUUAAUUUUUAAUUUGUUCAACCCCAUCGUCACUACUAAUGUCUCAUCAACACCAUCUGCAGAUCUUUCCACAGUUUUAGCAGCAACUUCUUCAACAACGAUAUCUGCACCACCACCAACGCCUGGGAGUGUUUCAAUAAAGGUCACCAUCAACCCCUCCUCAACAACUACAAGAAUUCCUUUAACUAAAAUUCCGAGGAAGGAAGUUGAAAAAAUUGGGAUUAAACCACCCUCAACCCAGCUCCUGUUGGACGGAGAACGUCUCAAACUUAAUAUCACGGCUCUGGAUAACUUUGUGGAAUUGUCAGUCAUAAUUUCCAACUCGUCCUCUGCUAAGAUUGCAGGAACGGCUAAACGACUUUUACUAGCGUUGGAAAAUGAUCACUACAAUGUGGAUGUUGUUUCAAUCCCUUUUUCUUCAGAUGGACCUCAGGUUUCAUUAUCAAACAGAAUUGAGGAUUGGAGUUGGAACAAAAGGAAUGGAAUUUUAUUGAAAGAUCAUGCCCAAAGUUACAAAUGGAUCUUGUCUGGUUUAGAAAGUAAUAAUACUCUUGGUACUUUUAUUACCUUUCAAAGGAAAUGGCAGACGUGCGAUGUACAGGACGUUCAUUUUGGGCUUUCACCAAUGAAAAUAUGGUGGUCCUUUGACAAUGGGACAGUAAAGUACGAGAACGACAAAAUGAGACAGGAACUCGAGAAACAGCAAACUGGCAACAGCUCAGCUUCUGACCUCAAAAAUGGGACACUAACGAAAACCAACAAAUCCAUUGACGCCACGAAUGUCACAACACCAACCGUGGCACCAAGUGAAGAAGUUGAAGUUUUGAGGUCCAUAAAAAAUAGUAACUUUCAAGGGCCAGUAAACUUUACAUUUGGAGAUUUGCUAAGAAAUCUUACUUUCUUUAUUAUGGGAUGUGGGGAAUCCACCACCCAAUUUCAGUGCAAUGCUUCAGACAUCCGAAAAUUGCAGCUUGCGAAUUACUCAGAUCUUUUAAGCGUGGGGAAGAUUUCUUUAAAAGCUUUUGACUCCGUUAAAAAGGACGGAAAAGUUCAGGAAUGCAGUGUUGCAAUUGAUUACGCGAAUGGGGGGAACGAGAAAAAAUUUCACGCCUUGUUUGGAUUUCCGAAGAAAAGUAAAGGGAAUAAAAUAACCCAACCGGAUCACGCAAUAUUUUCGGUUAUGAUUUUUAUUCCGUACUUUUUGGUUCAGUUAAGUUGCAGUAGUGACACUUGUGCACCACCAUGUUGGUACUAGAAAUUACUUGUCGAUUACUUUCUUGAAAACUAAAAUAAUAUCAGAAAUACUCAAUCAUGCGAGAUUUAUUGUACAUAUUUAACAAAUGCAAAACAGACAAUUUAAACAAGUUGCGUUGAAAUGUGUGUAACAUGUAUAAAAUGUAUCAAGAAUAAUAAACUGUAAUUUGUACAAAA